CACUGCGUGUCGGCACACGAACAAUGGGUAGACAUGGCGAUGCUGUGUCACCUACUUGCCGUGUGCGGUAUCGUCUGUUUAGCGGCAGCUGAAGCUAAAAUGGACUUCCAAACCCUGUACAUGAGCGACACCUGUCGCACAAACGGUCGUGAGCCGAUGCGGUUUAAACUUUCAAGCACGGGCAACCUCUCCGUGCUCACGGUCCGGUCCCAGCGCGACGACUCCACCCCGUGGUGGGACAUUUGGGGAAGCUGCACGUCCACUCUGCUAGUGACCAGUCCACGAAAAUCGCGGAUCACAAUGACCAUCGAGGAACUGGACAUGUACUCCGACCCAAAAGAGAACUACUGCAUCGAUUUCCUUGAUGUUCGGUAUCUGAACUCCCUUGUGAGUCGGUUCUGCGGGUCCCUGGACGACACCUACCCAAGGACGUUCGCUUCAGUUGGCAACAAGCUGUACCUCAGGUGGAACUUUUACACAGCCUCGGCUAGCACGAGGGGAUUUACCGUUCUACUCACGGCCUUCACAGAACCAGUGAGCGGUAAAAACUGCACCCCUGCUGAUUCUGCAAGCGACGCUCAGUUCCUUUGUGCUAACGGUCGCUGCAUCGAUGCCAGGUGGCGCUGCGACAAGCACAACAAUUGCGGCGACGCAUCGGACGAAAAAGGUUGCAGAGACGAAGACAGUUUCCUGGUGAUCCUGAGCAUCUGCGUAUGCACCUUAGUAGUCAUCGUUUCAGGCAUCACGGCCACAGUGAUUUGGAUGAGGUUUAACAAGCCUCACAGUCAAGGCGCUGCCCUCACAAGCGUGCAGACAGCCUACAGCAUCCCCAUUAACUCGGACAGCUCACACACAAUUCGGCCAUACAGUCAUCAACGGUGUAACACGGGCACGGCAGUAUUGAGGUCAUCCGGCAAUUGCCACUAGGUCAUGUAAUGGGCAACGUACGACAUCGUGCAGAAGUGGAUCCGGCCACUCAUUUCAAGGGGGGCGGUCGCCUAAAGUAACACCGAAGAGGGAGGUCGUGGUCAUGACUGUUUUUACUAGCAGAGAAACCCCUCACAGUGAUUUCACUCACUCGUCAUGACAGGUGAUUGGAAAUGGACUGCGAGCACUUAAUGGAGGUAAGGGGGGUGCUGACAGAGUUGGAGGGGGGGCUAUCGCCUCUACUGCCGCCCCCCUCUGGAUCCACCACUGGACUCCUGUCAGCGAUACCGUCUUGCGUCGCAGAAUUAUGCGAGCCACACGCAGAGUUUGUUGCAAGCACGAGACCCAAGGCUAGUUUUUUUAGCAAACGGUAGAGAUAGGGCUUGUACGUGUAUUUUUGUGUGCCACUAGUCGACUUGGAGGAGCUACUUGAAUACUCGAAGCAAGCGCUCAAUAUAAACUGUUCUACCAGCAAAUAGGGAAGACUUGCAAGAUGCGAACGUAGACAAUUUUGUUGUACUAUUUAUGGUCUAGGACACCAGAAAUUACAUAGUGCAACUUUUCUUUGCGAUGGUUGUGCCAGAUGGCUGCCAAAAAGAUGUCAGUGCGAACAGUCAUGUGGUCAUGGCUUAUAAUUUUUCAAUAUAGUUCUAGGGUUUAAUGUGCCAAAAUCACGUGUACGAGGCACAGAAUCUACAAAUUCUUGGCCACAAGGCAUUCUUCGAUGUGGACAUAAACCAAAGGCAUACAAGUGUUUUUGCAGAAAGGCAUCUUGAAGGGCCAGUUUAUCCAUCCAGUUCUUGUGCUGUUCCCCUCGGCAAGCGUUUUUGCAUUUGUCAAAGGGAUCGAUUUAUAUGUGUAGUUUGAAGUCCCAAAACCGCCAUAUGAUUACAAGAGAUGUCGUAGUGGAGGGCUCUGGAAAUUUUUGAGCACCUGGGGUUCUUUAGGGUGCACCUAUAUGUGAGCAUACGGGCCUAGAGCAUUUUGGCCUCCAUCGAAGGCUGGCUGUCGAGUGUGUUGUACCGUGUACUGGCGCGACGUGCCGUCUCGACGAUAUAAAGCAGGGGCCCUACGACACCUAGGAGUCUUAAUGUGAUAGUACGAGAGCUCACGCUCGACGAAAAACCUGUCUCGGUUAAAACUGAAGUCCCGGCUUUUCACAUCUAUUCCAGAAAAAAACUUCGCCGAGUCGGGUUUGGUGGCCCAAUUAGUUCGAACAGCCACCACAGUCGGGAUUCGAUCCCGCGACUUGCAAGUCAGCAGCC
Molecule: messenger RNA, 2192 nt
Organism: Rhipicephalus microplus (southern cattle tick)
Lineage: Eukaryota; Metazoa; Arthropoda; Arachnida; Ixodida; Ixodidae
Product: low-density lipoprotein receptor-related protein 12
Molecular function (GO): protein binding
Source: RefSeq, a predicted model, not a curated record